AUGGCUCCGCCUAUCUCCAUGUGGGAUGGUGUGUUGAUGCUGGGAAGCUUCUGUUUGAUAGCGACAUACCAGCUCUAUGAGUCCGUAAUGGUCAUCUUUCGCGACACUACAUCUACAAGGUCUUACUCGCACGAACUACGAAAUAGAGUGUCACAUGCAGUGUGUGCUUGGCUAUCUAGCAAACAAUUACGCGCUCUCUUCAAACCUACACAAGAUGCUUUGGCAGAAGCAUGCAAGAAAGACGGGGUACUUUGGCAUGCAGAAGACAUUCCGGAUGGCAUGGGAAGCAAACUGCACUGGUUCGGGAAUCUUGAAGCGAACAAACUGAUUCUCUACUUUCACGGUGGGGGAUACAGCCUACCUGCGGAUCACGGACAUAUAAGAUUUGUGGUCGAGUGCCAAAGGAGACUGGAAGUUGAAGGCCAUAAUGUCAGCGUGGUGAUGCUCGAGUAUGGCUUGGCUCCUGAAAGCCGAUACCCUGUACAGCCAAGUCAGGCCCUCGCAGCUCUGCAGCACGUUCUGAACAAAGGAUUUCUACCGUCAGAUAUCAUUGUUGGGGGUGAUUCAGCUGGUGGUAACUUGGCACUGGCUCUUCUCUCUCUGGUUAACCACCCCGUUGAGUCACUUCCCACCGUAAAGCUUCACGAGCCAAUCCGAGGAGUGUUCUUGAUAUCUCCUUGGGUGAGCUUCUCAACUCAAUCGCUUUCAUUUCAAGAGAAUGCAGACAGAGACCUGAUCAACGCCAGACUCAUUCUCGAUUGGGGUGAAGCUUAUGCGCCCUCGCCAUUAAGAGAUGAGUAUUCGGAGCCACUAAGGGCUGGUAUAAGUUGGUGGGAACAGCUCCCCACGCAAGAUCUUUUGAUACUUGCUGGCGAGGUCGAGGUCUUUCGCGAUGAUAUUGUGGAACUGGGAAACAGGAUGUCUCACGCCAACGUACAAACAAAGCUGAUAGUGUGCCCUAAACACUCUCACGAGGAAUGCAUUCAGGAUGCAAAAAGCAAACUGCAACAUGGCAUGAUGGCAGAAUCAGUCUGGAACUGGCUUGUGGCUCGAUAUAGUAACUGA
Molecule: messenger RNA, 1065 nt
Organism: Thyridium curvatum
Lineage: Eukaryota; Fungi; Ascomycota; Sordariomycetes; Thyridiales; Thyridiaceae
Exons: 6
Coding region: 1-1065 (354 amino acids)
Molecular function (GO): hydrolase activity
Source: RefSeq, a predicted model, not a curated record